Bursaphelenchus okinawaensis is the source of this 11192-nucleotide messenger RNA. NCBI's taxonomy places the organism in Eukaryota, Metazoa, Nematoda, Chromadorea, Rhabditida, Aphelenchoididae. The record is from the annotation of a GenBank genome assembly.
AUGGAUUCUAACUUAAAGGUGGACACAUUGACGCUCCGACCGUCAUCAACUGGCGGCGAGUCGAUCAAAGUGGUGGUACGAUGUAGGCCGAUCGCACAGAAUGAAGUUGCUGCUGGGCAUCAGAAGUAAGUUAAACUGAUAUGUAUAGGAAAAUGUUUUUUUUGUAAAAUACGAUACUAUUUUCAGUGGUCUUUAUAUUUAACAUGAUAAUAACACAAAAUAAUUUUUUACCUUUCAGUGUGGUCGAAAUGGCACCCGACCGCGGCGUGGUAGACAUCAAAAACCCCAAAGAUGGGACAGUCAAAAGCUUCACCUUCGACUCGGUCUACGACCAAAACUCGAAACAAAUGGAUCUCUACUACGAAACAUUCCGCGAUCUGGUCGAUUCGGUAUUAAACGGGUUCAACGGCACCAUAUUUGCAUAUGGUCAAACUGGUACGGGUAAAACAUUUACCAUGGAGGGCGUGGAGUCGGACCCAGCCUUACGCGGUGUGAUACCAAAUGCCAUCGAUCACAUUUUUCAACACAUUGCUCAAUCUUCGAAUCAGGAAUACCUUGUGAGGGCAUCGUAUCUCGAGAUAUACCAAGAGGAGAUACGUGAUCUGAUGAGUAAGGACAGUAAAAAGAGACUAGAGCUGAAGGAGCGGCCGGAUACUGGAGUCUAUGUUAAGGAUCUAACCUCUUUUGUCACGAAGUCAGUCCAAGAGAUCAAGCACGUGAUGAAGUUGGGCAACGAGAACAGAAGUGUCGGCCGAACGAGUAUGAACGAACAUUCCUCACGAUCUCAUGCCAUUUUCAUUAUCACUGUCGAGUCAUCGGAGCCGGGUCCCGAUGGUCAGAAUCAUAUUAGAGUAGGCAGACUAAACUUGGUUGAUCUGGCUGGAUCAGAACGCCAAGCCAAGACUGGAGCGACGGGAGAGAGGCUAAAAGAGGCUACGAAGAUUAAUUUGUCAUUGAGUGCUCUGGGUAAUGUAAUAUCAGCUCUGGUUGAUGGAAAGAGCUCUCAUGUGCCUUAUAGGGAUUCAAAGUUGACUAGGCUGUUGCAGGGUAAGAUUUUUUAAAAUUUUGAAUUUAAAAAUUUUAAAAAAAUCAAUUUCUAAUACUUUCAGACUCCCUCGGAGGAAACUCGAAGACAGUAAUGGUAGCUAACAUUGGUCCUGCUUCUUAUAACUUCGAUGAAACCAUAAACACCCUAAGGUAUGCUAACAGAGCUAAAAAUAUCAAGAACAAGCCGAGAAUCAAUGAAGAUCCCAAGGACGCUAUGCUGAGAGAGUUCCAGAAUCAAAUCGCUGAACUGAAGUUGAGGUUAGAACAAAGAAUGACAGGAUCAGGGAAGAGGAAGAAGAAACGGCCGAAGACGGCUUCUUCGAUGCUAAGCGAUGACACUUUUAAUGAAGAUGGUAGGUUAAGGGAUGGUUUUUGGGGAGGAAACGUAAUAGAUUUUGAUGAUGGACGGGGUUGGUAGGGUAAUUUUUUGAUCUGGGGAGGUUUAAAAAUUAUAAAAAAUUUUGAAAAUUGAAAUCGACAGGGGAGACAAAGUUAAAUUUUUUGAAUUUUUUUUUGGAAAUGAAGGGCAAGGGUUUAAAAAUUAAAAACUCCAUUUUUAGACAUUGAAGUACCUUCAAAGUUUAAAUAUUAAACUAAAAAUAGCCCAAAAAAUUUAUAAACUUUGAAAAUUACCUAAAAAUUCAUUUCUAGACGACCCAGAAGCCUACCUCCUGGAACAACAACAAAAACUCGAUGCAGAACGAGAAGAUAUCCUCAGAAACAACGCGUUAGUUGAGGAGGAAAAGGUUCGAAUGCUGAAAGAAAUCGAAGACCGAGAAGCCGAAUUAGCCCGAGAAAGCGAAGCCAAAGCCGCGAUCGAAGAGAAACUUCACAAAAUGCAAAGUAAACUCCUGCACGGCGCUGGAAACCUUCUGGAUCAAACUCGAGAACAACAAAAACUACUACAACAACGACAAAUCGAGUUGGCUGAGCAGAAGAAGAAGGAACGAGAGAUUCUACAACAGCUAGAGAAACAAGAUGAAAAUACGGCUGAAUUUCACGAAACUUUUUCGAAUUUACAACAAGAAAUUGAAGUGAAAACGAAAAAGUUGAACAAGUUUAUGAAGAAAUACAAGCAGAUAUGCGAGGAGAUUGAGGAGACGGCAGAGCUGAACUCAAAGGAAAGGCAACAGCUCGAAGAGAGCAUUAGCAAUAUGAAUAAGGAGCUGAAGUUGAAGUAGGCAAACAGCAUUUUUUUGAAUUUUGAAACUUUUUUUUUUAUUUUUGAAUGUUUUAACUUAAGAAAUUACAAUUUUUUUGUUUUGCCAUAUUAAAACCGAUUUUUUAAAUUUAAAAAAAUUAAAAUUUGUCAUUUCAGAUGGCUAAUAGUGGAGAACUUUGUACCAGCAGACGUAGUACAAAACCUGAGAUCUCGUGCGGUGUUAGACGAAGAUGAAGAUACCUGGUAUAUCCUGAAGCCAGGUGAACAGCUUCGACCAAAAAGCCGGGAUUCGGCCAAUCAGUCGGUAACUGAAAAGCCAAUCCUACGUGAUAUGAUGGAUUCUGGGUUGGGUGGCAAUAGUGAUACCAGCUCGACGGAUUCGGCUAUUCAUGCUCAGAAUGGCAAGAUGGAUUCUGGAAGGAAGACGGUUGAUGCUUCUAGCAUUAAACGGCCGGUAAGGUGGUGGAUUGAUAAGGAGUUGGAAGGGAAAUUGAAAAAAAAAUUCAGUUUUUUUGGGUAUUAUAAUAUAAAAACUUUAUUUUAAACCUAGUAAAAGCGAAAUGAACUUUUUUUUUAUUUUCAGGUAUAGAACAUAAUAAACCAAUCUUUUUUCAGUACACCAACCCAUCAGCCAAGCGCUUCUGCCUGGAUAUUGAACGUCAACUCCUAACUCAACUACGUCAACGAUACCUCCGAGCCGGUCCUCAUUUACCACGUACGGCCGGCUCAAACCUUGAUAAUAUUUUUAAACAAACUCUACCGGUCGAAAUCCCAGAGACUGUGCUGCGGUUUCAAACCGAGAAUUUGUUGACUUUCACUUCACUGUUACCUUUUCCAUUACCUGUCAGAGACGAUUACGACAUGGCGUGUCGACAGGAGCCUCAAAUGGUGGGUUUUGGGGGUGUUGUUUUUUAAAGUUUGAGGUUAAAAUGUUGAUGAUUUUGAAAGGUGGCAAGUAUGACUAUAUAUAUGAGUAUAUUAAUAUAUGGUUAUCCUAAAAAAUGUAAAAUACGGUUCUUUUCUUUUAAUUCGUUUGGUAAAUUAUAAUUUUGCUUGUUAAAAUUGAUCUGUGUGCUGAAUGUAUGGCUCUUGGUAAUUUGCUUUUAUGAUUAUUAAUGAGUAUCACACCUCCAAAUUCUUUUAAAUUUUUCAAAUUGCUAAACAAUCAUGGCUUGUCUUGAGGCACGGUAUAAUAAGCAGGGUUAGAAGAAGAGCUUUGAGUUGAAUAUAAAUACUGUUGGGUAGUGCGUAAGGUAGGAUAUGGUAGUUAAGGUACGGUAUGGAAGGUACGGUAGGGUAGAGUGGGAUAUUUUACUUUACUAUAGUUGGUCAAUCCUAUUCUUUACCUUUGUAGAUUUUACUUUACAAUGUCUUACUCUACCUUAUCCUUGUUUUACAUUACCUUCAUCAAUCUUUACUAUAUAUAAUCUUACUGCAAUUCUAUCGAUGAUCUUUCUUUACUUCAUUUUUUUUAACAUAGCUUUACUUGUCUAUCUUUAAUCUGCCUUACAUUACUUUGUCUUGCCCUAUCUUAAAUGGGGCAUGGCAAAUUAUACUAAGGCUUGUCUCUGCCGUACUUUAUUAGAAGUUUAAAAAAGUAUUGAACGGUGAUUGAUUUCGAGCUUGAUUAGACGUUUUGCGGCUUGUGAACUAGACAAAACGUACUAAAACAACCUUUGAACAUUUGACAAUUGUAAAGUGUAAGAGUUAAUGAACUGGGCUUAACAUAGACUUUAAUGAACUUUGAUGAAUGUAUACUUAACUUAACUGAACUGUGAUUAAUACAAAAUUAACCAUAGUAAACUGUGAUGAAUACAUGCUUAACUUUAAUGAAUUAACUACUCAAGAUUUAUGCAUUUGCUUGACCUUUGCAAUAAAAAAUCAAAGGUGAAUGAAGACGACGCAGAUUAGGGUUAAAAGCGGAAUAUUUGCGGUUUAACCUUGGGUUAUAUUUGUUGAGUUUUUUCGAUUGCGAGAUUCUCGAGGACUUGCGGCUUAUAAACUAUUAUUAGUUUUGGUCUUUUUGGUUUGUUUUGCUGUUUUUCUAGGGAAAUUAAAUUAUCAUUGGUCGAAUUUAUGGAAAAUUGAAUUUUUAUGGCAAAAAAAGUCUUGUGGCUAAAAUUUACAAACUUACACCUUUUUGGAACGACAAGACUUUUCUAUGAUUUUGCUUACUUUAAUGAACAAUAAAUUUGCUGCAAAAAGUGUUCAAGUUUAGCGAAUUUCGAGUAAUAACUCACUCGGCAGUAGUCAUUGAGCCGUCUCACGUCAAUUGCAAAUUCGUCUGAACAAACUCUUCCACAACUUUUCUGUUUGUAUUUGAAUGCGCAAAACAAAAAAGCCGACUGAAAAACAAGAAUUCGCAGAGGGAAAUAGGUAAUGCGAGAAGGGCGAUAGAUUGUCAUGAUCGAAUAAUUGGUUUUGUGUUUGGCUAGCUGGGAGCGGGUGGGUUUUGAGGGUGGAUGAAGGGAAGGUGGGGUAGGCAGGGUGAAUUUUAAAGUAUAGUAACGGUAGGGCAUGUUAGGGUAAGGUAGAGUAGGGUAGGAUAAGGUAGGGUAAGAAAGGAUGAUAUAGGGUGGGGUAUGGUAGAAAUGGGUAGGGUAGAGUAGAGUGUCCUAGUGCAAAACAAAGUAUACCUUAAAGUAUAGCGAGGGUAGUGCUGUGGUAGGGUCUUAUGCUCCAUAGCAUGGUGGAAUAAGAUCGAGUAGGGCGGGGUAAGAUAGAGAAUGGUGAAAGAAAUUAUGUUAUGAUGGGGUUACCUAAAUUUUAAGCGGUCGUUUUGCUUUGUACUGAUAAGAAAUUUAAACUUAAUGAGACUUUUAUUAUCAGAUGAUGAUUAGUAACUAUGUAUCCAAAAUUAUGAUAAAUUAUCAACAGCUUUUAAUCAUAACUUUGAUAAGCAAACAAGAGUUCUUUCAUAAUUUUAAUAUUCAAAUACACAAUGACGUUCUCUACUCUAAUAUUACAAUAAACUGCCUUACUCUUCUUAGUAUUAGAACAACUUUAGUGUGAAGAAGACUAAAAUAACCCCUAAUGUUCCUAAUCUAAAAACACCUCUUAAUGUUACGUUUUACGGCCCACACAACCAUAUUUCCGGAUGGCAAUAUAACUUUAUCUUCUAACUUAGUUAUUGGUCUUCGGAACACUAAAAAUAACUAAAAUUUGGGAGUGUUUUUUCGCGCCGUUCGCUUUUUCGACGGCAUUUUAUGCUUUUGUGGACACAUAAACAUGGCUUUUAAACUUUUCGGAACUGAAUUUUAGUUUUUGAACGUUUGAGGGCACAAAACUUUUAUUUUUACUUUUAAAUUUUGAAUUUUGAGCCUUUAGGAGCAUUGCGGUUUUAGUUACAGUGGUCUCUCUAUAUAUUGAAUAAUCUGUAUAAGCAACUCUUUCUAUAGUAAACAAGAAUUUUGGCCCCGCUAAGUUAAUUUGCACUAAAAAGUCUCUCUGUAAAGACAACACCUCUUACAGUAAACACAAAAUGUCGGUCCCUUUGGGUUGCUUAUAUAGAGAGAGUUCUGUAUUAAAAGUCUGUUUUAAAGGCGGGUUAUAAAGUACAUCUUCUGAAAAUAGAAAGUGAAAGAUAUACAUACCCUAUACUGUACCACCCUGUUCUACCAUAUCUUAGCGUACCUUACCUUAGCUCACUUUAUCUUACCUUAUAUUACACUAGGGUAGUACCAGUGAUGACAAAGAGUUUUAAAUUUAAAGUGUAAAAUAUAAUUUUUUAAAUCUUAUAUGAUUUAAGCUACUAUAUUGGGAUUCAACUAGCUCUGCUUGUGUUUAUUUUGGUAGGAAAUGAAAUUUGAUCAUUGUUGGCGGUUAUUAUGCUUUAUAACUUUUCAAUAUCUUUUUGAAAAAUUAUUUUUUUGUAGGGGUUAACCUUAAAAGUAAUGUUUUUGUUUACUUUGACAUACAAAAAAGUUUUUCCUUCAAAUUUUUUCAACUUUACAAUUACUGAAAAUGUGAUUUUUAUGUUUAUUUUAUGGCGUCAAAGUUUAUUGCUAAAUAAAUUAGUUUCUAAUAGGUUUAAAACAUCUUUUUCUUAACUUGAAAGUUUAAACAAACAUUGUUUUUUAAUCAAAGCAUAACAAAACCUUUUUUUAUAUUCGAAACAUCAAAAGUACCUAAGUUAAAAAAUUGACUUUUUGACCUUUCCGUACCACAAUCAAUAGCAUGUCUAUGUCAUCCUCAAAAAAACCUUAAACAUGCUUGUCCAGCCAUAUGAAGCAUCUCGAGAUAAGGAGGCUAAAACAUGCACGACCUGAAGGACCUUCUGGCCUUUUCCUCCUUUGGCCGUGUUUCCCUUUUUUUUCAAUUUCCUCAAAAAGAGCCGUUUCCUUGUCUUCAAUAUAUUUCGCGCGCUUUUGGGAUUAAAAUAUAUUACUUACUCAUAUGGGGAUGUUGCGGGGGAAUUUUUUAUUUUGGUUUUUUUUAUAUAGGGCGUGGGUAAUAUUUGGGUUGUAAAUGGGUGGAUAUUAUGUGUAUUGUACAUGGCAUGAGCAUAGGUACUUACAAGGAAAGGUCCCCACCGCGCAUUGGACUGGUGAAAAACUGGUACAUACAAGUUGUAGAGCAUGGUCAAAUUAGUCAAAAACCGAAAAAAAAAUUACCCCUCGUGGGGGUUUUUUAAAAAAUUUUAUUACGUCGAAGUUUAAAAUGUUAAUUGCGCUCGCGCUAGACUCAAAAAAGAAAAGGGGAGUGCCGUGCUGCAAUGGCGCAGUGGUUGCGCUCUCGGCUAACGCUCGAAGCACGUCGGUUCGAGUCGUGCCGGGAGCACACCCUUUUGUCCCUGAAUUAAAAUUUUUAAAAAUAAAAAAUUGUUUUUUUUUUGGUCAACUUUUGUUUUGUUUACAUUAAAAAAUCGAUUUCUCUAUUUAUUAAGCUUGUUUUUAAUAUAAUUUAAAUGGUAUUAUUAUACUUACAAUUCUAUUUAUUUAGCAUAAUUACCUAAAAGCACAAUCAAAUAGCUCUGAACUUCUCAAAAAUCAUUUUAUCAGCAAGUAAACUCUUAUAAGUCUCCAGAUUCUUGAUUUCGCAGCUCAACAUAACGAUACAAUCGACCGGAUGUUUUUUUACCAAUCGAUUCGUCGUUCGAAUUUCGUUUCCAUCUGUUUAUACGUUUUCUUCCGGCCAUUAUUCGAUUCCUAAAACCACAUACUUAUCCACCAACUCGUAAGGCACGUUGAGAUCACCUCAGGACAAAACUUCUCCAUUAUUACAAACAAAAAUAAAAUAAAAUUACUAUUUAAAGAGUAAUAGAACGAACAAAUGACCAAAAAAAUAAUUUUUUAUUUUUAAAAAUUUUAAUCCAGGCAAAAAAGGGUGUGCCUACGCCGCGACCCGAACCAACGGGCUUUGAGCGUUAACCGAGAGCGCAACCCCUGCGCUAUUGCAUCACGGAACUCUCUCCUCUUCUUUUUCCGAGUCUAGCGCGAGCGCAAUUAAGGUUUUUAAACUUCGACGUAAUAAAAUUUUUUAAAAAACCCCCCACGAGGGGUAAAUUUUUUUUCGGUUUAUGACUAAUUUGACCAUGCCCUACAACUUGUAUGUACCAGUUUUUCACCAGUCCAAUGCGCGGUGGGGACCUUUCCUUGUUAGCUGAAUGGGGAAGAUGUUAGGGAGAGUGGAGGAUGAAUUUUUCCUUCAGGGCCGGUUCGAAAAAAGCGCUUUUCACAGGUCCGAGGAAAAACUAAUUUUUUUGAAAAGUUGGUACACACGUACCUGCCGACUAAAAAAAUUGGCUUCUCUUCUUUACCCUCUCAUAAAAAACCUAUAUUAACGCUCUUGUAUGGAUCAUAUGAAUCUUACCAAGGCUAGAGCCAACUUAUGUUUUGACAAAGUUUAUGAGGGUGGACACUAUUUAGCACCAAAUUGUAGAAGAACAUACUCAUAACUCUAUCUUUUUCGAAAGUAUAUUGCGCAAUAUAAGUAAUAUUAAAGUGCUAUAAUGAAUAUAUUGAGAAAAGGGGGAUUAACGGAAAAAUUGAGGGAAACCUUGAGUGAGUUCAAUUAAGAAUAUUUGGUUAAUUAUGCUGAAGAGAAGCAAAAGGAAAUUAUAAUAUAUGGAAGAGGGGUGUUGGUAUUACUCUGAGAUAUUUGGCAUAGUUUUUUUACCGUUACAUGUAAGGUAUGGUAAAAGAGUGGUAAGGUAGUGGUGGGUACAGCAGUGUAGGAUAGGGUAGGGUAGUGUAGAGUAGAGUAUGGUGCGGUAGGGCUGCGUAUGGUGUAGGGGUGAGAAACGGGCCGGCCUUGAGCAAAAAUUGAAACGGGCCGGGCCCAAACGUUAGGCCCGGCCCGCGGGCCAGGCUUGAAAAUUAAGCCCGGGCCCGAAAAAAAAAUUUUUAAUUUUUAAAAAUUUUUUAUUUCAAUCCCCGUUGAUGUUUUUUGAUUUUAUUGUGUACCAUGAUACAUAAAUGAUCUAAAAGAACAAUGCAAAUCCAAAUUUCCGUUUAUUUUUUAAGUUUUAAAAUUUUUUAAAACGGGCCGGGCCGGGCCUAGAAAUUUUCUGACCGGGCCGGGCCGGCCUGAGAGAAAAUUGAAAAGGGCCGGGCCUAAACGUUGGGCCCCGGGCCUGGGCCGGGCUUUAAAAGUGGGCCGGCCUUUUUCUUACCCCUAGUAUGGUGGGGUAAGGUAAGGUAAGGUAGGAUAAAGUAAAGUAGGAUAGGAUAUGUAAGGGUAAGAAAAUAUAGUGUAGGGUAUGUUUUAGUACGGCACGGAAAUCUAUGGUAAGUUAAACCCUAAAAAUUGUUAAAUGCAAGCCAAAAACUCUGUUUUUGUAAUGUUUUGUUGUUUUAUUAUUUCAAAGGCUUUUUCCGACAAAAACAUCUCCAAGAAGAAGACCAAAAACAUUGGCCGAUAUUGUCGUUGUUCUCUUUCUUUCAUUUACAAUUAGCUCGACUUCUUAGGGACUGUCAUCGUUUUUGAAUGGAAAAGGAAGCGAUUUUUUAAGUUUUGGGAUAUAAGAAAAAAUAUUUGUUUUUUAUAAGGCGUAGCAACUUUUAAGUUUUUUUUUAUCUUUAUUAGGGGAUAUUUUCUACAUUUUUGGAAGAAGAAAAUAAGGUUUUUAUAAAUAGAAAGAAACUUUUUGGUUAUUGCCAUAGAAUGAAGACUAUUUUUUUAAGUUUAUGCGCCAUGAAGGCAUGACAAAUUUUGGGUUUUCUUUUGCCAUAAAAGGAAGACAAAUUGUCUUUGGGUUAUGGCUCAAUGAGUUUUGGGUAAAAUAUAAGAAGAUUUAUUUUAGCUUUUAACGUGAAAUGUAUUAUAACUUGUUUUUUGAGUAUGAAUUUACAGUGGAACUUCUAUUAUAUAUAACGAAUUUCUGAAGGAUUUUGAAUUUGUUUGUUAUACAGGAGUUACACUGGAUAUAAAAUGAUUAAUUUAGUACUUGUGGUAUUGGUAUGGUAGUUUUUGGUACUGAGGUCUCUAAAAAAAUUGUAUUAGUGUGUUCUCCCCCUUAAAAAAUUUGUAGCGACGUCUCUGGUUAUAAUACAGUUUUUCGAUCAAAAAGUUAAUAGCAACUUUAGCUGCAAAAAGUACUCUUGAUUCACUUUUCCUUUCAAGUUUCACUUACUUUUGUCCAUUCGAUUCGUAUUUAUAAGGCUGGAUAGUGUUUCUAUUCGUAUAUAAUUGGGCUGCUCUAUAUAAUUUAGAUAGCUUCUUUUUACUUUUUAGCAGAAAGUAAAAAGUACAAUUUAUCUUACAAAUCUUUAACUCCUGUCUAACUAAUCGCUGGGGGGGGCGUUUUAAAUUUGUUCGUUAUAAAGGAGUUUUGUUUUACAGGAGUUUACUGUAUUAAAGUGGACUUCAAAAUUUUAUUUUUUAUUAAUUUCGGCUUCGAAAAUAUAAAUUAGCAUAUUUCCAGGCACCAUUACAACGCUCUGACAGUUCGAACGUCAUAAUCGACGCGUCGAAGAUCCCGGUUCCUCGAUCUGCCAGCCGGAGCGGCCGUCCGACGUCAUCACGGUAAGGAAUUGGUUUUGUAUUUUAGUCUUUAGAAUUUCAAUGUUUCUGUUUUUUAAUAUAUAAUCUGUGUUUGGACAACCUAAUUUAAAACUACGACAGGAUUUUUUUAAAACUUGUAACAGGGUGAUAUACAGGCCCUAGAUCACAAAUUUUAAGCCUUAUAGUCUGCUCUAGAUCGCUAAAUCUAAGUCUUACAGCCAGAGCCAACUUUUUUUUCACUCAAAAUUUUGUGGCCAGUUUUAAAGUGAACUUUAAGGUUUUAUGUAAAUUUAAAAACGUUUCCUUUUCGUUUUUUAUGUUCUGUUUGUUGGCCGAGAAGAAAUCAAUUGGUCACUCAAAGGAUUAGCGAAGGAAAUGAAAGAAACAGGCAUUCACAUUUGAUUAGACUUUUUUUAAGUGAACAGGCCGGAAAUGAUUUUGGAAAGCUAUGUUGAGGACAUUUUAAAACAUCACCUUGAGGUUGGGGCUUGUUUUGGUACUAAAACAUUCAGAUUUUUGGUUUUAUUAGGGGUAAAAAGUCUUGUUUAUGAUGGCUUUGGUAGUAAAAAGGGGGUUAUAAUGGUAGUUUUGGUAGUAAAUGUUGAUAUUAAUGGUAGUUUUGGUACUGCAAAUCGCUGUCUUUGCUUGUAUAUUACAAAAUUGUGUUAACUUUAGUAUUUAACAUUGAUUUAUACCUUAUAAUCUAAAAUUUCAUCUAUAAUAAUAUGCAAAUCAUUUCAGACGGAGCUCCUCGCUGUCAAAAAACGUGCGUGCCCGCAGCGUACUUUCCACCCCGCCCCAAUCCCUCCAUUUGUCAUCAUCUCACGACGACCCGGCCACUUUCUCCGUCGACCGUCCGCCGCCACCGCCGAAUGGUCGUGGCGGAGGCGCACCGCCCAUCGGCCGGCUUCCCGACGCCUAUCUAACCCAACGUCCGCCAACCCCACCAACCGCCAAACACUCCGCCAUCCGACCGCCCAACGCCAACUCGGCAUUGGUGUUCCCGAAGGCGAGGGGAUUGGUGGCUGGAAGACGUUGA